This is a messenger RNA of Eufriesea mexicana, 2625 nucleotides long. RefSeq names its product vacuolar protein sorting 39 (gene Vps39). NCBI's taxonomy places the organism in Eukaryota, Metazoa, Arthropoda, Insecta, Hymenoptera, Apidae. Gene Ontology annotation, biological process: intracellular protein transport; autophagy; endosomal vesicle fusion. Gene Ontology annotation, cellular component: membrane; cytoplasm. Gene Ontology annotation, molecular function: protein binding. The record is from RefSeq and is a predicted model, not a curated record. The transcript is spliced from 12 exons. Bases 1 to 2619 code for a protein of 872 amino acids.
AUGCAUGACGCUUACGAAGAAACAUCAAUAUUAAAUAUUUCUGUUCAAAUAGAAUCUAUGGCUGCAUAUGAUGAUUAUUUACUGAUUGGAACAAGAGAGGGUCAUCUUCUUAUGUAUCAUGUACCUCCUGUAUUAGAUGAUAAUCACAAAUUAGAAUUAUUUCGUUGCAGUAAAAACUUCAAUAAAAAGCGAAUUACUCAGAUAGAUGUUGUACCAGAAUAUAAUUUGCUCAUAAUUCUAAUAGAUAAUAUGGUAUGUGUCCAUGAUUUAAUUUCUCUAAAUUUCCAACAAAUUUAUCAGUUACAAAAGACUCGUGGUGCUACAUUAUUUACUUUAGAUAUAAAAUCAACCCAAACUGUAAAUGAUGAAAAAAGUACACUUGUACAUUUAUGUGUUGCUGUGAAACGUAAACUGCAAUUAUAUGAGUGGAAAGAUAAAAAAUUUGAAGCACUUAAUGAAUUUACUGUACCAUAUAUACCACGUGAAUUAUCAUGGUGUGGUGAAACAUUAGUUUUGGGUUUUCGUGGCUUGUCAUAUGCAAUUUUGUACCCAAAUGGGAACAUCAAAGAAUUGUUUCCAACUGGAAAAUGCCCAGAACCAAGUGUUACAAGAUUAUCUGAUAACUCCUUUGUAUUAGGAAAAGAUUCUCAAUCAUUUAUUAUGGAUACUAAGGGAGAAUUGAUUCAGCAUACCUCAAUAAAGUGGUCUGAUACUCCAAGUGCAAUAGUUUGGGAUGAUCCUUAUUUACUUGGUAUUGUACAUGACAGAUUGGAAGUAUAUACCAUAGAGGGUUGUUUACACAUUCAAACAAUAAAAGAUUUAAAUAAAGCUAGGCUUAUAUAUAGAUGUAAACAGGGGAAAGUUUUUGUAGCAUCUAUUAGUCAUGUUUGGUGUGUAAAAGCAGUUGAUGUGGCACACCAAAUUAGAACAUUGCUUGAACAAACCCAGUUUCAGCUGGCAUUGAAAUUAACUAGUUUAUCAAAUAUAUCAGAAGAAGAAAAGACAAAACAAAUAUACAAAAUUCAAACACUCUAUGCUCAUCAUCUGUUUCAUACUAAACAAUUUCAAGAAGCAAUGGAUCAGUUCUUAAAGAUAGGAACAGAUCCGUAUGAAGUGAUUAUGUUGUUUCCCGAUUUAGUUACUUCAUCUAGUAAUAAUUCUGAAGUCAGUGAUCCAACUUUGCCCAAGCUUGAAGGUCACAAUUUAGAAAUGGGUCUCCGUGCAUUAAUAGUCUUUCUUACUGAAGUUAGAUUGAAAUUAACGGAUAAGGAUAAGGAUAAUAUAAAAGAAAAAUCUUUGAUAGAAGGAAAAAGAAACAUGACAGCAGUAGCUACAGAACAGCUUUUAAAAAUUAUAGACACAACUCUAUUAAAAUGUUACUUACAGACCACUGAUGCAUUAGUAGCACAAUUACUUAGGUUAAAUCAUUGUCAUUUAGCAGAAGCUGAAAAGACUUUAUUAAAGCAUCAAAAAUAUCCUGAACUUAUAAUAUUAUAUCAAACUAAGGGACAUCAUAGAAAAGCAUUGGAACUUCUCGAAAAGCAUGCAAAAGAAAAUGAUUCUAGUCUAAAGGGAACUGCAGGAACAAUACAAUAUUUGCAGCACCUUGGUAAAGAUCAUAUAGAUUUAAUUCUAAAGUUUGCUGGUUGGGUCUUGAACGAUGAUCCAGAACAAGGACUUCGAAUUUUUAUGGAAGAUAUAAAGGAAGUUGAACAAUUACCAAGACCCAAGGUAUUAGACUAUCUCCUCCGUUGUCAUAAAGAUUUAGUUAUUACAUAUUUGGAACAUGUAGUACAUGUUUGGGAAGACACUAAUCCCUCAUUUCAUAAUGUUUUAAUACAUCAAUACAAAGAGAAAUGUUUGGCAUGUAUGAGUAAAAGUGCUACACCAGCAGAAAAGGAGACAGGUCAACAUAUUAGACAAAAAUUGCAACAGUUUUUGGAAAAAUCUGCACACUACACCCCUGAAACUAUAUUAGUGCAUUUUCCAUUUGAUAGUUUAUUCGAGGAACGUGCAAUUAUUCUUGAACGACUUGGACGUCAUCAACAAGUUAUAUCGAUAUACAUUAGUCUCCUUAAUGAUAUACCAAAAGCGAUUGAGUAUUGCUAUAACGUGUAUACUAGGUAUAAGAAAAAUGUAGAUAAACAAAAACAAUUCGAUGGAGAUGAUGAAGUGUAUGCGUUACUUAUUCAACAGCUGUUGAAACCCGAUAACGAAGGCGUUUUGACAGGGUGUAACCCAGAAAUUCAAAAAACAGCACAACCUGAUUUAGAAAUGGCGCUUCAAUUGCUCGAGGAACACGCGUCGAAGAUAAAUCCAUUAAAGGCAUUAGAAGUAUUACCCAAUACAGUUCCUAUUGGUAGAAUAAAACAUUUUUUGGAAGUUAGUUUACAGGAAACAUUAAAUGCCAGGCGAAGGGUACAAGUUUUAAAAAGUUUACUUUACGCUGAACACUUACAAGUACAAGAGCAACGUAUCCAUUAUGAAUCGCACAAUAUCCUUAUGACAGAAUUUAACAUAUGUCCAGUGUGUAAAAAGAGAUUUGGUAAUCAGAGUGCAUUUGCAAGGUAUCCCAAUGGUGAUAUUGUACAUUAUUCAUGUCAAGACCGUAAAGUAUAAGCUAUA